Galeopterus variegatus (Sunda flying lemur) is the source of this 1158-nucleotide messenger RNA. RefSeq names its product solute carrier family 7 member 13-like. Gene Ontology annotation, molecular function: L-amino acid transmembrane transporter activity. Gene Ontology annotation, biological process: amino acid transmembrane transport. Lineage: Eukaryota; Metazoa; Chordata; Mammalia; Dermoptera; Cynocephalidae. The record is from RefSeq and is a predicted model, not a curated record. Gene Ontology annotation, cellular component: membrane.
AUGCAACUCUCGAGAGAAAUAGGAUUCUUCCAUGGAAACAUUUUCUUGCUUAGUAUCAUGAUAGGGUCAGGAAUCUUUGUGUCUCUUAAAGGGGUGUUGAAAUACUCCUCACUGAACAUACCUGUCUCCCUGAGUAUUUGGGCUGCUUGUGCCUUGCUGAAUAUGAUCACAGCUCUCUGUCAUGCAGAGCUAGGGACCACCUUCCCUAGAAGUGGAGCACCUUAUUAUUUCCUCAAAAGAUCUCUUGGAUCUUCUGUUGCUUUCCUCAGUCUUUGGAUCAAAUUAUUUGCUUUUUCUUUAGGAAUAGGUGCUCUAAACUUGUUAAUAUCUAGCUAUAUAAUUCGGCCUUUCUAUGCCGGAUGCCCAGCUCCAGAGCUACCGAAGAAAUGUCUAGCUUUGACUAUGUUGUGGUCACUGGGAAUUCUAAAUGCUCAAGGGAUGGUAACAGUGGCUUGGUUUCAGACUAUCAGUACUUUGGUGAAGAUGGCUGUUCUUUGUUUCAUCUCCAUAACUGGGAUUGCACCGUUGGUGACUGGGAAAAAGGAGAACCUGGCUAGGUUUGAGAAUGCUUUGGACGCUGAAUUUCCUAAUGCUUCACAGGUUGCUGAAGCCCUUCUCCAGGGAUUUUUUGCAUAUUCUGGCUCUUCAAUCCUGAUCAACUUAGCAGGGAGAGAUAAAAACCCUGCUAAAAAUAUUCCCAAAUCUCUGAUUACUACCAUUUCUGGGGUGACUGUGAUUUACUUAUUGGUGAAUAUAUCCUACCUGGCAGUUUUGACCCCCAAGGAAAUCAUCUCUUCAGAUUCUGUUGCUGUCACAUGGAUGGACAAAGUAUUCCCUUCUAUACAAUGGAUCAUUUCUUUGGGGAUUUCAACUUCAUUAUUUGGCAACACUUGUUCAAUACUUGUAAUAUCAAGGAUAUUCUACACUGCAAGCCAAGAAAGACAACUGCCUUUGAUCUAUGCUAUGCUUAGUAACCACCUCUGUCCAGCUGUAGCUGUGAUCCAGAUAGUCCUUUUAUCUUCUUUUAUUAUUAUACCUUCAGGUUUAAUCAAUUUAAUAAGAUAUGUGGGAUUAAUGGGCUGGACUAUAAGUGGGCUACAAAUGAUUGACUUACUUAAACUAAGGUACCAGGACUCCAAUUUACAUAGACCUUAUAAG